AUGCAGGAUUAUCCGCAGGUCCGUAAACCUCUCAUAGACUUCACCUCUGAUGAAGGUAAAGCUGCUCUGAUGCCUUCGAAGAACACUUCCAUCAUGAUUGUAUUGACAUUUAAAGGGUCAGUUCACCAAAAUCAAACACAGGUCAUCUUUGUUUGGGUAGUUUGGUCUGUUUGAAGCGCCAUCACUGCUCUAAUUUACCAAAAACAUGUUCAACCAGAGUUGAGAUUGAACUGAAGGAAAGACUUUAAUUUCACGACAGUUUUUUUUUCUCGCAGCAGCUCAGCUCUCAGCCCCCAUAUCUUCACCAAAGAGCAUCAGACACAAACUUCUAAAUUAAAACUGUUUUGAAAAGUAGCUUUAUCAGUAUAAAUAAGGUGUGUUAUUUAACAGCUGAGCCAAACACGUCUGACUGCAGCUCAGCUACCAGCCUCGACAUGUGACAGACAGGUUUUAGCAUCAACAAGUCGUUCAUCAGCUAAAAUUUUAAAGGAGAAGACCUCCACAAGUAAUCUGGCCUCACACAAAGACAUCAGCAGCUGCUCAGUUCACAGCCCCCCCAAAGAGGGUCUAACACUGAUUUUCAAAGUAAAAACUGAGUUUUAUCAAGUCAUAUAACUCAGUCUAUACUUACAGGACAUCUACAGAAUAACAUUUAUCUGCAAGACAGCUCAGCUUGCAGCCCCCCGUGUCUUACCGCUUGGAGCCUGACAUGAAUCUUUAAAGUGAAAUUGCUUCUUAAGUGAUUUUACGAGUUAGGUUUAUUGGCUUGCUUGGUUUUGCAGCUCAGCUCUCAGCCCCUCCUUUGUCUCUGUGUUGAGGAACUAAAAAAGUUGGUGGAGAGAUUUAACAGAGACAACACCAACCGUUUUACAUCGUCAAAUUUUCAGAAAAGUUGUAUAAUCUGAGUUUUGGGUCAGUACCAUAAACUGGAAAUCUUCACUAAUAAUCUGAUGACUUGCCAGAACUGCUUAAUCUGAUCAUGAGGAUGUUAAAAAUAUCACUGGAGACUGGAGACUUUUCACACGAUGAUGGUUUGAAAGUGACUAACAGAAUAAAUGAAUAAUCGUCUUUGCGUUAUCGUCCCAUUAUAAGAAUAACUUCAUAGGAGCAGGUUUGAGUGGAGCAGGAUGUUGUGCCUGAAAAUGAGCAGAACUGCGAGCUGAGCUGCCUCUCACUGUAUGUUUUGACAUGUCUGCCGAGUGUUUGCAUGUAUCCGUGACUCGAGGACUUGAUUUGAGGGCCUCCCCGGCGCUCUGUGUUAUAUCACCGCUGCAAUAAUGCUCAUGUUUUCUCCUGCAGAGCUGCGCGCUGGCUCUUUGCAGCCACUCCGCUGCUCUCCCUCCCACCUCCCCGAGGGGACGCCUCCUCCGCUGCGUCCAGACUUGUCAGAGCAGAUUCUCAUCAAAUUACCGAUGUCCUGCAUCGGGGUAAUUGCUUGCCAAACCCACUCCACUGAUGCAAAUUUAAGGGGUCGCCUGUGA
Messenger RNA from Xyrichtys novacula (pearly razorfish), 1481 nucleotides. NCBI's taxonomy places the organism in Eukaryota, Metazoa, Chordata, Actinopteri, Labriformes, Labridae. The record is from the annotation of a GenBank genome assembly.